GCAACGUGACAGUUAGACAAAGGGUACUAAGGGAGAUUGUGGAGUACAGAUCAAGUGGCAAGCAUUUGUUUCAGGAAAAAAUGAAAUAGGCUAAAUAAUGGCAAGUUGUGAAACGACUUGGAAUGCAAACGAAAAGUACUAAACUGUUUUUAGAAUUCGACCAGCGUUAAGAUGGAGAUUGAGCUGCAUACUCUUUUUAAAAGCACCGGGUUUUCAUUCGUGCGGAAUUGCUAAGAAAAUAAUGACUAAUGAGCAAAUAUGCAGCUGGAAUUCUGAAGACAAUAGAACAAAAAGGAAUUGCCACAAGAAAGGAAUAAUUGGAAAUUGGAAGACAAAAUACAACGGAAACUGCUAUCAAGUUUGCUAAACAGACAAACUAAUUUGGAUGAUAUUCACCUGUGAAGACAUUCAUUGAAUGAACAUACCAAAUGCAGACAGAAAUAUGUAUUUGGGAAAGGUUUUACUGUUUGUUCUUCUCAUAAAUUGCGCAACUUUGAGUUUCUCUUUAUCUACAUGUGCCACAGUGGAUAUUGACCAUGUGAAAAGGAAGAGGGUCGAGGCAAUACGGGGACAAAUUCUGAGCAAACUCCGACUGACCAGUCCGCCACACUCUCUUGGACCAAGUCAAAUCCCCUAUCAAAUACAAGCCUUGUAUAACAGCACGAGGGAGCUACUUGAGGAGCUGCGAAGAGACCGGCAGCAAAGUUGCGGCCAAGACAACACAGAGACCGAGUACUAUGCCAAAGAAAUAUAUAAAUUCAGCAUGGUCCAAGGACCACCAGAAAACAACGAGCUGCACUAUUGUCCAAAGGGUAUCACUUCCAAAGUGUUCCGCUUCAACGUCUCUGCCAUGGAAAGAAACUCCACCAAUCUGUUCCGGGCUGAGUUCCGUGUUCUGAGAGUACCCAACGCCAGCGCCAAGAGGAACGAACAGAGGGUUGAGCUCUACCAGAUUUUGAAGCCUAAUGAGCACAUUGCUAAGCAACGCUACAUCGGAGCCAAGAAUGUCCUGACCAAAGGCACUCCAGAAUGGGUCUCCUUCGACGUGACAGAGACUGUGAGGGAGUGGCUGAUGUACAGAGGAACAAACUUGGGACUGGAGAUCAGCGUGCACUGUCCCUGUCACACCUUCAGCCCUAACGGUGACAUCAUCGACAAUGUGAAUGAGGUGCUGGAGGUCAAGUUUAAAGGGGUGGAGGGGGAGUACGAGGACCAGAGCCGCUUGGACAUGGGCCGUCUGAAGAAGCAGAAGGAGCAGUACCUCCCGCACCUCAUCCUCAUGAUGAUACCCCCUCAUCGCCUGGACGCCCAUUCCACACGCCGACGUAAACGAGCGCUCGACACCAACUACUGUUUCUCCAACGUUGAGGAGAACUGCUGCGUUCGUAGACUCUACAUCGAUUUCCGCCAUGACCUAGACUGGAAGUGGAUCCACGAGCCUAAGGGUUACUAUGCCAACUACUGCUCCGGGCCAUGCCCUUACCUGAGGAGCUCUGAUACCACACACAGCACGCUGCUGAGCCUAUACAACACUCUGAACCCAGAGGCCUCCGCCUCCCCAUGCUGUGUCCCUCAAGACCUCGAGCCCCUCACCAUCCUCUACUACUCUGGUCGCACCCCCAAGGUGGAGCAACUCUCCAACAUGAUCGUCAAGUCUUGCAAGUGCAGCUGAGAAGGCCCGAAGAAGCCAGGUAGUCCAUUUGGUCUAAUAGUCCCACCUCUUGAGAGGCUACAUCUACAUGCCGGUUCAUUUCUAUACUUCAAUGGACAUUGGGGCCUCGUUGGCCAAGGUCUAAACACCACUUCCGAAUCCCCAUCCCUGUGUGAGUUAAUCUUGCAGUGUUUGACCAUGGGGGACCUUUGUUUUCCUUGUUUAUGUUUGGUCAGUUAAAUAUGCCAGGUAGUAUUGCUGUACAUUUUGUUGGACUGUCUUUGGUUCUCCUUUUUAUAGACAUUGGUGGGCAUUAUCAGCGAAUACAAAGCAGAAAGGACCGAUUUGCUGCCGUGUCCAAAGACAUAGCUGUGGUCAGGAAAGCGAGGACUGAGAGAAUGCCUGUCGGAUUUGCAAUGGAAAGUGAGCGAGCGAAAAAGGUUGAGCCAAACUGUUUUUGUGGCCAUAGCAGCCUUGACAAUUUUUGACAAUCAGAACGGUCAACAGAGAGAACAUUUCUGCAUAAUGGAGAGGAUUCAACGUGCCAGCCAUUAGCACACCUCAACACUAACGUUCACUGGAAGAUUUCAUCCCUGACGGCUUCAAAUGAUCUUUUGGGACAUCAUACAAUAUGCUGGAAACAACUCGUUGUGCAACUCGUUUUUGGUGACAUUUCUUUGACGUUAAUGGCUGAUGUGCUUUGUUAUGCAACGGAUGUCAAGUGGUGAUUGUUUCACUACCUGAGAGAACAUUAAUGCAGUAUGUGUUUCAUUAUUAUCCAUGGAAACUCUUUUAUAUUAAACUGUGGUCAUUGAUU
Osmerus eperlanus (European smelt) is the source of this 2468-nucleotide messenger RNA. Its product is annotated as transforming growth factor beta-3 proprotein-like. Gene Ontology annotation, biological process: transforming growth factor beta receptor signaling pathway; regulation of cell population proliferation. The coding region runs from base 416 to 1672 and encodes 418 amino acids. The record is from RefSeq and is a predicted model, not a curated record. Lineage: Eukaryota; Metazoa; Chordata; Actinopteri; Osmeriformes; Osmeridae. Gene Ontology annotation, molecular function: cytokine activity; growth factor activity; transforming growth factor beta receptor binding. The transcript is spliced from 7 exons. Gene Ontology annotation, cellular component: extracellular region.